This is a messenger RNA of Fraxinus pennsylvanica, 1773 nucleotides long. Lineage: Eukaryota; Viridiplantae; Streptophyta; Magnoliopsida; Lamiales; Oleaceae. The record is from the annotation of a GenBank genome assembly.
AUGGCGAGUCUUACAAAACUCACUCUCUGUCUUGUCUUAUUCUUCCUCCUACUCACCUCCCCACUAACGCUUUCUUCAACUCUUCACAUCCGAUCUUCCAAAAAUGCCCCUCGCUUUCUCGCCGACUUCUCCCGCACAAUCAACAAUAGUCGACCGUUUAAAGCUUCUGAAUACCGGUACGAGACCCGAUAUUUUGACCAGAUUCUGGACCACUUUAGCUUUUCGGAUCUUCCUACGUUCCGGCAACGGUACCUUAUCAACACCGAGCACUGGGUGGGCUCUGGUCGAUUGGGCCCCAUUUUCUUAUAUUGCGGCAACGAAGGCGACAUAGAAUGGUUCGCUGUCAACACCGGCUUCGUCUGGGAAAUAGCGCCUCGCUUCGGCGCAAUGAUCAUCUUCCCUGAACAUAGGUACUAUGGGGAGUCAAUGCCAUAUGGAAGUAGGGAGGAGGCUUAUAAGAAUGUCACUACUUUAGCUCAUUUAACUGCUGAGCAGGCUCUUGCUGAUUAUGCAGUAUUGAUCACUGAGUUGAAGAGGAAUUUGUCUGCUCAGGCUUGCCCUGUUGUGUUGUUUGGUGGAUCAUAUGGUGGGAUGUUGGCAGCAUGGAUGAGACUGAAAUAUCCCCACAUUGCCAUUGGGGCAUUAGCUUCUUCGGCACCAGUUCUUCAGUUUGAGGAUAUCGUGCCACCUGAGAUAUUUUAUGACAUUGUCUCCAAUGAUUUUAGGAGAGAAAGCGUUGACUGCUUCAACACGAUAAAGGAAUCUUGGAAUGUGAUAACAUCAGAAGGAGAGAAAAAUGAUGGACUUUCACACCUGACCCGCAAUUUUCGCCUUUGCAAGAAACUGGAAACUGCUGAUGAUCUUUCUAACUGGUUGUCGUCAGCUUAUAGUUAUUUGGCAAUGGGAAACUAUCCAUAUCCUUCCGACUUUCUAAUGCCAAUGCCUGGAAACCCAAUAAAGGAGGUAUGUAGAAGGAUCGACAGUUGUCCAGAUGGGACUGGUAUCUUACAACGCAUAUUUGAAGGAGUUAGUGUUUAUUACAAUUACACUGGAACAGUUAGCUGCUUUGAUCUGGAUGAUGACCCUCAUGGUAUGACGAGUGGUUGGGAUUGGCAGGCAUGCUCUGAGAUGAUUAUGCCAUUUGCAAGUAGCAAGAAUACUAGCAUGUUUCCUGCAUAUGAUUAUAAUUACACUUACGAGGAAGAGUUGUGCCUUGAGAAUUUCCAUGUUAAACCAAGGCCAACCUGGAUAACUACUGAAUUUGGUGGACAUGGAUUUAAGGAAGUCUUGAAGACCUUUGGGAGUAAUAUUAUAUUCUCUAAUGGUUUAUUGGAUCCUUGGAGUGGCGGCAGUGUUCUGGAGGAUAUAUCAGACACGAUUGUAGCUCUUGUUACAGAAAAAGGUGCCCAUCACUUGGAUUUCCGUCCGGCAACUGCUCAGGACCCUGAUUGGCUGGUCAAGCAAAGGGCAGCUGAAGUCGAGUUGAUCAAGGGCUGGCUAGAGGAGUACUAUAAGAAACGGGAGGCAACUUUUGACAUAAAACUCUCUGACUUUUCCUCUGGCAUGAGAAUCAGAGACGGGACAUGUGGCAACGAGAGUGCGUCGGUCGGAGGAGAAAAUCCAGUGAUUGCUCAAACAUCAGUCACCAGUUGUAGUGUGGUGGAGGUGUUGGUAUGCGGUGCACUGCAGUGUGGUGUAGUGAGUGGCCUGGUGCUGUGCUAUGCGUGGUGGUGGUGGUAUGGUGCGGUGGAUGUGGAUGUGCAGUGGUGCUGA